This is a messenger RNA of Venturia canescens, 1613 nucleotides long. Its product is annotated as cytochrome P450 9e2-like. Bases 793 to 1542 code for a protein of 249 amino acids. The transcript has a single exon. Lineage: Eukaryota; Metazoa; Arthropoda; Insecta; Hymenoptera; Ichneumonidae. Gene Ontology annotation, molecular function: heme binding; monooxygenase activity; iron ion binding. The record is from RefSeq and is a predicted model, not a curated record.
UGCUAUACUUAACCUUUGAGAUAUUUCGGAAAAUUGUGGCAAUCAGCAACAAGAAUGAUUUGCUUUCCAGCAAAAUGGUUUUGCUCGGUCGGCAAAAUAAUUUGCUCAUCCAGCAAAAAUUCGCGGCUGCAAGAGCAAAAGUUCUUUGCUAAUGCGGCACAUGACACUUAACACAGGAUUUCUGUCACAGCAGCAAAUUAAUUUGCCGUCGCUAUAUUAAUAAAAAAAUUUGUAUCAGUGGCGUGGCGUACGCUGUCGCGACACAAACAUUUCUCUCCGCGCGCGUAAGCAAAAUUAAAAAAUAUUCGCUCAUGGCGAUAAACAUUUUAUGUCAGUGUUGAUCGUCGCUCGACGUGUCCGACAGUUUUCAAGGUCACGGGUGAGGUCUAUGAGUUAGUGAUUCCCGCUCGAGGUUUUGAUAAUCGUUCAUACGACGAACUAUCAACGAGAACAACGUUGACCAUGACGGAUGAUUUUUUCUCCUUUGUAACGCCGAAAUUGUGCAUUUUUAAUGAAGAGGACGUCACAAAACAUUCAAAAAAGUUGGAUAUUCCCAUCUUUUCAAGGUUCGUUCCCAAUUCCUCAUCGUUGUACCUUUCCAGGCGAGCAAAUGUUAAAAUUCCUUUGGAAGUGAAUAAUCGAACUUUGCGGAACUAUGAUAGGAUUUAUGCUCAUCAUUUAAAUAUCUCAAAACAAUCGAUCAAAAAAAUAUAUUUCAUCGAGAAAGAGUGCCCGAAUUUGCGAGAAUAGUGCAGCAGAUUCCUCAACCAGAUAAUUAGUGACACGGUGAAAAUGCGCGAUGCAAAGGGCAUCGUUCGACCUGAUGUAAUCCACCUUCUGAUGCAAGCGAGGGACAACGAGAAGGGCAUCCCGAUGACCAACGACCGAGCCAACGACGAUAUAACGGCCCAGGCCAUCCUAUUCUUGCUCGCUGGUUUUGACACCACUGCCCGGCUCAUGUGCUUCGUUUCUCACGUUCUUUCUCAUCAUCCAGACAUUCAAGAUCAACUUCGCGACGAAGUCGACGCAAUAUUGGGCCAAGAUGACGAAAGCAUUUCCUACGAGAAAUUGGGUUCUAUGAAGUACUUGGAUAUGGUGAUUUCGGAAACUCUUCGUAUGUAUCCCCCACAACCCUUCACCGACCGGGUUUGCACCGAAGCUUAUGAACUGGAGGCCUCGACGCCUGAAUCCAAACCGUACACCGUUGCCCCGGGGACCGUAGUGUGGAUUCCAAUUCUUGGCUUUCAUCGUGAUCCCAAAUAUUUCCCGGAGCCGGAGGAGUUCAAACCGGAACGUUUCAGCGAAGAAAACAAAAACGACAUUACUCCCUACACUUUUUUACCAUUUGGCGUUGGACUGAGAAAGUGCAUGGGAGAACGAUUUGCUAUCGUGGAAGCGAAAAUCAUCAUUGCCCGACUCCUGCAAAAUUUUGUUUUCAAAACAACGAAAGUCAUCACGUUCGGUACGGACGGAUCGAUUAUGAGUCCUGAGCGCGGGUUCUGGAUGCGGUUGAAACCUAGAGCAAAAUCGAUUUUUGUGUGAUUUUGGGACGCCUCCUAUUUGUACUUAAAACCUUCAUUUGUUAUUUAUUUACAUUAUUAAUGUAUGGAAAU